Molecule: messenger RNA, 1683 nt
Organism: Tripterygium wilfordii
Lineage: Eukaryota; Viridiplantae; Streptophyta; Magnoliopsida; Celastrales; Celastraceae
Product: magnesium transporter MRS2-I-like
Exons: 11
Coding region: 70-1251 (393 amino acids)
Biological process (GO): transmembrane transport; magnesium ion transport
Cellular component (GO): membrane
Molecular function (GO): magnesium ion transmembrane transporter activity
Source: RefSeq, a predicted model, not a curated record
CUUUUAACCGCCUUCGUUUUGUUUUGGAAAGAAAACAUAAAUAAGAUGUGAGAAAUCUGGUGGGGGAGGAUGGGAAAGGACGGAUACGUUGUUGUGCCAGCGGAGCUGCUGCCGACAGCUGGUGGAGGAAUGGCGGCGACGAAUGUCAAGAAGAAGACGAGCUGGAUGAUUCUCGACAAUACGGGGAACGAGAUCACAAAAGAGUGGGACAAGCAAUACAUAAUGCAACACGUCCUCAUCCAUGCCCGCGACCUCCGCAUCCUCGACCCCCUCCUCUCCUACCCCUCCACCAUUCUCGGCCGUGAUGGCGCCAUCAUCUUGAAUCUUGAGCAUAUAAAGGCGAUCAUAACUGCUGAGGAGGUACUGCUUCGAGAUCCGCUGGAUGAAAAUGUUGUCCUAGUUGUUCAAGAGCUCCGAAGGCGAUUGCCUCCUGUAAACGCAAACUCCAAAACAGAGUACCUUGGUGGGCAGAAUGAUGUUGAAGUGUGUGAAGAGGAUGAAUCUCCCUUUGAAUUUCGAGCCUUAGAGGUAGCAUUGGAAGCAAUAUGUAGUUUUCUAGCUGCACGUACAACGGAAUUAGAAACUGCUGCAUAUCCUGCUUUAGAUGAGCUUACCUCCAAGAUAAGUAGUCGUAACUUGGACAGGGUUCGUAAAUUGAAGAGUGCCAUGACAAGGUUGACUGCACGGGUUCAAAAGGUGAGGGAUGAACUAGAACAGCUUCUCGACGACGAUGAUGAUAUGGCUGAUCUGUACUUGUCAAGAAAAUUGGCUGGGGCAUCUUCACCAGUUAGCGGUUCAGGUGGUGCCAAUUGGCUUCCUGCUUCCCCUACCAUUGGCUCAAAGAUUUCCAGAGCUAGUAGAGCAAGUGUGGCAACAGUUCGUGGAGAUGAGAAUGAUGUGGAGGAGCUUGAAAUGUUGCUAGAGGCUUACUUCAUGCAAAUUGAUGGGACCUUAAACAGAUUAACCACGCUGCGAGAAUAUAUAGACGACACAGAAGAUUAUAUUAAUAUUCAGCUUGAUAAUCAUCGAAAUCAGCUGAUUCAGUUAGAGCUCUUUCUCAGUUCAGGAACUGUUUGCGUAUCCAUCUAUUCUUUGGUGACGGCAAUAUUUGGCAUGAAUAUUCCGUAUACUUGGAACAUGGACCAUGGUUACAUGUUUAAAUGGGUGGUCAUUAUAUCGGGAGUAGGUAGUGCACUUCUGUUUGCGGUGAUUGUAGCCUAUGCUCGCCGCAAGGGUUUAGUUGGAUCUUGAAGUCAGCUUUUUACCCUGUUCAGAUGGAAUUUUUGAGACCGAAAUGGGACACUACUCUAGGAUUAAAAGACAUUGGAUUCAUACCAGAUCUAGGAGACUCUCUCUCUAUCAACCAGGCACCAGCGGUAAAUGUGGGUGCAUUCUUGACCUCCAGGUCCGGAUAAAUUUAUAUAAAGUAUCCCCAUGUUUUAGCUGUAGAUGGCAGGAGGUGUCUGCUUUGGAUAUACCGUUCUUGUGGAUACAUCGGCUUAACCAAGCAAUGUGGGACAAACAAAUCGUAACGGGAUGGAAGGAGAUAGGAUCUUGUUAUUAGCAUUCAUGUUCUUAACAAGUAAAUUUUACAAUAAAUUAGCGAUAGUUCUGGUAGAAUCUGAACCCUGAAGUCAAUGGCCAGGUAUUUCGUUCUUUAAACUUUUGAUCCUUUUGGCUCUA